GACAAAAUUCUCCCUUCCGACCCAGCGCCCGGUUUUUGAGAGCUGACAGACGGUUCAAACACUGAGCUCGGCGUCCUCUUCUUCCUCCAAUCCACAGUUACUGAUAGAAUAGAAGUGAGAUUACAUAGAAGUAGCUCACCGUCUUACUGGGGGGACUUCUUUGCGUGGUUGUUUAAUGGAGUAAAAUUGGUGCCACGGGAGUGGAACUAGAGAAGCCAGUUUCUCCAUUAAUUUAUUAUCAGAAUCAGAUAGAUCCCAUGGAUGCGGCAGUUGCAGAUGUCAGAAAUUUUGUUGUGGGAGAUACUGAUGGUGCAGAAGUGGAUGGCUUUCGGCAUCAAGUUGAUGAGAUUUUUCUGACGGUUGACAAGCUUGAGCAAAGAGUGAAUGAGAUAGAACAGUUCUAUUUGACAUUGAAAAAAAAGCAGCCAAGUGGUAGUAAAGGUAGCUCUAUUGUAAAAGACAAAGAUAAGGACAGACAUGUUCCAAGUCUUAAGAAGCAGCAACAAGAUGCAUCUCGUAGAGAAGCUGCAGCUGCAAAGAGAAUGCAAGAGCUCAUGCGGCAGUUUGGGACAAUACUGCGUCAGAUCACGCAACAUAAGUGGGCCUGGCCUUUUAUGCAGCCAGUGGAUGUGGAAGGUCUUGGAUUACACGACUACUAUGAGGUUAUUGACAAGCCAAUGGACUUCAGUACAAUUAAAAAUCAGAUGGAGGCUAAGGAUAGUAUUGGAUAUAAGAAUGUGAGAGAGAUAUGUGCCGAUGUGAGAUUAGUCUUCAAGAAUGCAAUGAAAUAUAAUGAUGAGAGAAGCGAUGUUCACGUUAUGGCGAAGACUUUGCUCGCGAAGUUUGAGGAGAAAUGGCUUCAACUUCUGCCUAAAGUCACCGAAGAGGAAAAGAGACGAGAAGAUGAGGAAGCAGAAGCGCUGUUGGAUAUGCAACUCGCUCAGGAGGCUGCUCAAGCAAAAAUGGCUAGGGACAUAAGUAAUGAGAUUUAUGAGGUAGAUAUGCAACUGGAAGAGCUCCGAGAAAUGGUCGUGCAAAACUGCAGAAAAAUAUCAACUGAAGAAAAGAGAAAGCUUGGAGUAGCCCUCACCAAAUUGUCUCCAGAAGAUCUCAGCAAAGCAUUAGAGAUUGUAGCUGAAAAUAACCCAAGUUUUCAGGCUACUGCCGAGGAAGUGGAUCUCGAUAUCGAUGCUCAGAGUGAAUCUACGUUAUGGAGGUUAAAGUUUUUUGUUAAAGAUGCCCUUGAAGUUCAAGCUAAGAGCUCGGCAAGCACGGGCGGUGGCAACAACCAUAACCAUACAAGCAGCAAUAAUAUCAACGGUAACAACAAAAGAAAAAAGGAGAUUUGUGAUGCUAUAGCCAGAACAGCCAAGAAAAAAGCCAAAAAGGCCUCUUCUUGAGAUGCAGUGGAUAUGGAAGAGACCAUAGUUUCACCCUUUUUGUAGCUGAAGCAUCACAAGAUUUUGUCCUUAUUUCUGCACAUACUUAGAUCUUGGAUCUUAGUUGCCUUUAGUUGCUGCUUGUUUCUGUAACGCGUUAUAAACGGUAUUUCGGAAGAGAUCGGUGUCUAUGUGAAGAAUUAUUAUUAACAAGCUAACCUAUGAAUAUCGUUUUUUUUCUCUCC
Messenger RNA from Momordica charantia (bitter melon), 1624 nucleotides. Its product is annotated as transcription factor GTE6. The record is from RefSeq and is a predicted model, not a curated record. Lineage: Eukaryota; Viridiplantae; Streptophyta; Magnoliopsida; Cucurbitales; Cucurbitaceae. Gene Ontology annotation, molecular function: protein binding.